CGGCACUGGGCGGAGACAGCGCGGCCUCUCCCGUCACGUGCGGCAACAAGUGGCGCCGCCCGGACCUGCCCCGCCGGCCGGAGCUGCUCGGCACCAUGAAGAUGCACUUCAGCAUCCCGCUCUCCGAGGAGCUGCUCGAGAAGUUCGGCGGCCGCUACGUGCUCUACUCCGUGUACCUGGAGGGCUUCCUCUUCUGCAAGGCGCGCUACAGCCAGCUGCACCGCUGGAACGAGCAGUUACGGCGCAUCUUUGGAAGCAGUGUGCCUACUUUCCCUCCAAAGUUUUACCUAGCAAUGACCAAGUCUAUGGCGGAUGAGAGGAGGUCUCAACUUGAGCAGUAUCUACAAAAUGUUACUAUAGAUCCAAACAUUAUAAACAGUGAUGUCUUCAUCAGUUUUUUCCAAAAAUUGCAGCAGGAUACAUUUAAGAUCCAGCCACAGAAAGCUUGUCUAGAUGUUUACCUGGCUGAUGGAAGGAAUAUUAGGCUGGAUAUCAAGACAUCGGACACGGCUGAAAGAAUACUAGAGGUUGCCUCAUACAAGAUGGGACUGUCAAGAGAACUGAUAGGAUAUUUUAGUUUAUUUUUUAUUGAAGAUCACAACAGUGGAACUCUCUCUGUUGUGAAAAAAGUGGCAGAAUUUGAACUUCCCUAUGUGAGUCUUCAGAGCAUGAAACAGUCGCACUGUAAGCUUGGGAUCAGGAAGUGGUAUAUGGAUCCAUCCCUUGAUAAAAUGCUGCUGGACUGUAGAGCCUCGGUGAACUUACUCUAUAUGCAGGCAGUACAGGAAAUUGAGAGGAACUGGGUUAAACCCACAGAUGAACAGAUGCAGAAACUUGAGUUGCUACAAAAAACAGCAAACAAAAUUAAGUUUUUAGAGCUCGUUAGUGAAGUGCAGCACUAUGGAUACAUAAAGCUUGAUCCUUGCACCUGUGAUUAUCCAGAAGUAGGCUGUUCUGCCGAUGUCCAUGUGGGGAAUAAUGAGAUUUACUGCUGUGUAAAACUGCCUACUAAUCAGACCAAAGUAAUCAGCUUCAAGAUCAACAGAGUGAGGUGCUGGCAGGUCACCUUUCUAGGUGCUGUUACAGAUGCAAAUGAUGAAGGGACUGGUGAGACCCUGGAGCUCAGGUUUGAGUACAAUGAUUCAGACACAUGGAAAUGGAUAGUCUUUUACACAAAACAGGCAUUUCUGCUAAGCAGCUGCUUUAAAAAAAUGAUAUCAGAACAGCUGAUGAAGACGACCAAAGAGCAAGAACUGCAGAUUGAGAUGCCUGAAACCAGUAAAAGCAAAAAUUCUAGCAUCCAACAGAACCAGUUUCGAUUUACAACGCUUGAUCCGAUGCAAUGCCAUGCCAGCGAACAAGUUCACUGUGUCGCUUAUCUCCGUGGAGAACAUCCAUCCAAACUGCCUUGGAUAGUUUCUUUAAGAAAGCAGACAAGACUCCAGAAAAACCUGCAGCCAAGACUUCUGAGAAGACUCCAGCCAGAACCCUUCAAAAAGUCCAACCACGAGCCCUUCAAAAAGUCUAGCAAAGUCACCUCAAAGAAGUCUUUCCAAAUCAAUAUGUUUGCUAUUUACAAUAUAAAUAUAUUAAUGUAGCUAUAUUACUCAUCUAUAAUUGAUCAAGUACAAAAUUCUGGGGUAUUUGUGGUGAAAAUAGGGUAUUGGGCCUUGGUUCAGGAACCAAUCCCCCAUUUAUAACAUUGUUUCUUAUGAGAAAAUUGGUUCUGAGUUACAACAUUUUGACUUAAUUGGUUCCUGAAAACCAUGUCUUGCAACUCCAGGGGCCUGUAUGGUACCUUCUCUAGCACUUGCUUUCCCUCAUUUCUUACCAAAAGGAGAAAAGCAUAAAAAUCCCUUCACUCCUACAGCAAAAGCCAAAAGGAUGAAUUAGACUGGGGUAGGCAACCUUUUUUGGCUACAGUCUGGAAUGACUCACCCCAGGUUGGAGGCAGGUGGGCAGAUACUAGGACCCUUCCACCUCUACAUGUCUUCCCCAUGACACAAGGAAAAUACGCACACUCAGUACUUCUCCCCAGGACAGCAUGGGGAAAGCACCCACAGCAGAAGGCCACCACCUUGCCACUGAAUGUUGCUGAAGCCCCACAUCCAUGGGCAGAGGCGACCUGAGCAGGGUGCGGGGCCCAGGGCAAAUCAGCCCAUGCAAGGCUCUACCCCUGCUCCAAUCCCACAGGCCCUGGACCCAAAGAAGCUGCCGCCACCAUAGGCAAUUAAAGGAAACACAAAACUGCUUUCCAGCUUCUGAGAUCAACCCUGAACAGUCCCAGUAUUGCCAAUAUGCCUCUUCAGCAGGUUUGUGGAUGCCAGCAGUAAACCUCGAAAAUCCCAUGUAAGAUUUUAUUUUCCAAUAAUACAAUCCAGUUGAAGGGAAUGUUUCACUUCAUAUUAAUUUCUACUCUGCUGCCCUGAGCAAAGCAGCCUGGACAAGUUCCUUAUGGUUGCCACCUUUCGGUUUGCUUGAUGUCAGACUCAUUGCAAAAAGGAUUAUCCUCCUUCCUUUUACAGGCGUUUUUAAAUUCCAAAGAGCUAAGAAGUUCCAUAAGCGUAUUAAUGGUAAGUGUGUCUAGUUACCUUCAUACAUUUACCAACCCAAAAAAUAACUUCUUUUGUGAAACAGCCUUUGCUAGAUUAAAGAAUUUUAACUGUAGAACUCCAUUG
Molecule: messenger RNA, 2678 nt
Organism: Alligator mississippiensis (American alligator)
Lineage: Eukaryota; Metazoa; Chordata; Crocodylia; Alligatoridae
Gene: SNX31
Product: sorting nexin 31
Exons: 14
Coding region: 96-1598 (500 amino acids)
Biological process (GO): intracellular protein transport
Cellular component (GO): early endosome
Molecular function (GO): phosphatidylinositol binding
Source: RefSeq, a predicted model, not a curated record